AUGGGCACCGCGGCUACCAUUGCGCGCUUUCUGUAUGGAUCCAUGUCCGGUACGUCCUUGAGCACAUUAUCGUCGUCGUGUGCAACCACGGGCACCCGCCAUGUCUUAAUGUCCAGCACAUAUUACAUGCAUCGUUUGAUUGAACGAUGUCGCAAGGAGCCCACACAUGAACGCCGAUGCCUUGUCCAACCUUCGACGACCCUGCCUCCGGCCACGCUGUACACGAUCGUGACGAACGUGACGAACGUGACGACAAAGAUGAUGUCCGUCGUGUACCGGAUGCACACGAGACAGUAG
This is a messenger RNA of Aphanomyces astaci, 297 nucleotides long. RefSeq lists its product as hypothetical. Bases 1 to 297 code for a protein of 98 amino acids. The transcript has 2 exons. The record is from RefSeq and is a predicted model, not a curated record. Lineage: Eukaryota; Oomycota; Saprolegniomycetes; Saprolegniales; Verrucalvaceae.